Messenger RNA from Thalassophryne amazonica, 656 nucleotides. It is a transcript of the gene golga7bb, whose product is annotated as golgin A7 family, member Bb. The record is from RefSeq and is a predicted model, not a curated record. Gene Ontology annotation, cellular component: palmitoyltransferase complex. Bases 158 to 637 code for a protein of 159 amino acids. Lineage: Eukaryota; Metazoa; Chordata; Actinopteri; Batrachoidiformes; Batrachoididae. The transcript has 5 exons. Gene Ontology annotation, biological process: peptidyl-L-cysteine S-palmitoylation; protein targeting to membrane.
GAGCAUCUUUGGAAAUUGGUGCGCAGCGUUUCUGCCAGCACGGUCACGCAGGCACGCACACGCAGCGCAGCGUGCAGCGUGUCUGGUGUUUGUCCCGCAGAAGAAACGCAGCAGACGUUUUCAGCGCGGGACGCAUCCUGCAGCUCCUCACUGCAACAUGGCGACAGAGUUUCACAACCUGCAGGAGCUGAGGCACAGUGCAUCGCUGGUCACCAAAGUGUUUAUGCAGAGAGACUACAGCGAAGGAACAGUCUGUCGCUUCCAGACCAAAUUCCCCACAGAGCUGGACAACAGGAUUGAACGGACCUUACUUGAAGAGACGGUUAAGACCCUGAACUCUUAUUACGUGGAGGCUGAGAAAAUUGGAGGUCAGUCGUACCUGGAAGGAUGCCUGGCCUGCGCGACGGCAUACAUUGUGUUCCUCUGCAUGGAGACACGCUAUGAAAAGGUGCUUAAAAAGAUAUCGGCCUACAUCCAGGAGCAGAAUGAGAAGAUCUACGCGCCCAGAGGUCUCCUCCUUACAGACCCCAUAGAGAGAGGCAUGAGGGUCCUAGAGAUCAGUGUGUUUGAGGACCAAGGUUCAGGCAGCUCCAGUCCCAGCAGCAGCAUGUCAUCAGCAGGAAGCAGUGCCCGAUGACUGGAGGUGCAGCGCCAGG